This is a messenger RNA of Cucurbitaria berberidis CBS 394.84, 1407 nucleotides long. Its product is annotated as 2-dehydropantoate 2-reductase. Gene Ontology annotation, cellular component: cytoplasm. The record is from RefSeq and is a predicted model, not a curated record. Gene Ontology annotation, molecular function: 2-dehydropantoate 2-reductase activity. The transcript has a single exon. The coding region runs from base 39 to 1061 and encodes 340 amino acids. Lineage: Eukaryota; Fungi; Ascomycota; Dothideomycetes; Pleosporales; Cucurbitariaceae. Gene Ontology annotation, biological process: pantothenate biosynthetic process.
CACAAACUUCCUUCCUUUACUGCUUUACAGUCCCCAAGAUGCCUGUUGAGAUUCUCAUCGUUGGCGCCGGCGCCAUUGGAGCUUUCUAUGCCUCACGCCUUGCCCUCGUCUCCGGCACCUCUGUCUCCGUCAUCUGCCGCUCAAACUACAACGCAGUCAAAGCGAGCGGCUUCCACGUUACCUCUCCUCAGUACGGCGACUAUACAUACGUACCUGCGAACACGUUUGCGAAUCCAGAAGAAGCUAAACAGAGUGGUAUACAAUGGGAUUACAUUGUUGUGAGCACAAAGGCCCUACCGGACGUAAGCGACGACUCGACAAUACUGGAGGGCUUGGUUGGCGAUAAGACAGCUAUUGUGCUGAUACAGAAUGGCUUGGGCGUCGAGGAGCCAUACGCGAAGCGCUUUCCACAAGCUGCUAUAUGUUCGGCGGUCACCAUAGCGACGUGCGCACAGCCUGCGCAUGGUCAGAUCAAGCACAAUCGUUGGACGCGCAUAAACAGCGGGCCAUACCUACCGCACCUCGACACCGGCGGUAUUAAAGAUUCGGACACAAGAGUUACGGAACAGAACAAUGCCUUCAUCGCAUUGUUGAAGGAAGGCGGUAUCAAAGACGCCGAAGCCUACAGCCACGCCAAACUACAACUCGUCCGAUGGCACAAGAUCGCUAUCAACGCCUCUAUGAACCCCAGCUCGGUGUUGACUCUCUGCUCGACCAAUAAUGCCAUGGCUUCCGACCCCGAGCUACAACUCCACCUGAAAGGCGUCAUGACGGAAAUCCUAGAAACAGCGCCAAAGAUCUUGGGACAGCCACUGCCGAAGGAGUUCGCUACGCCUGACAAAAUCAUCACAAGUACACAGAGGAAUACAAGCGGCAGUAAGCCAAGUAUGGCUAUUGAUUGGGAGAGCGGGAAGAGGAUGGAAAUUGAGGUCAUUUUGGGUAAUCCGAUAAGAAUUGCGCGGGAGAGGGGGUUUGAGAUGCCGCGACUGCAGACGCUAUAUGCUCUCGUGCGGAUGGCACAGGAGGUCAGAGAUAAAUCAAAGACAAAGAGCAAGUUAUGACCACAAGUCUUCAAACAAUGUCACUCACUACAACUGCGCGGGCUGCAACAAUCACGCAGUCCCUCUUCCCAUUCCCUGAAUUGGUACAUUUCAACGGAAGUAGUAGCACUGUUUGCAAGCUCCAGCGAGCAAUUCGCCAUCAGGCUGGUGGAUAUAUAGGUUCUUAACGUAUGUCGCGUAUUCCUGUAAAAAUCAUUGUGACAGUAAAAAGCGGGUAGAAAAGCGUUUCACCUUCACCUUCACCUUCAUCGAAGGACUAGGGACCCUCAUGGCGUUUCAAAGUUACUUCACGUGAUCGCUACUCGCUGCUAUUGUCACGCAGUGUACAAUAGACGACCCGCCUGAG